Molecule: messenger RNA, 1083 nt
Organism: Naegleria gruberi
Lineage: Eukaryota; Heterolobosea; Eutetramitea; Acrasida; Naegleriidae
Exons: 1
Coding region: 1-1083 (360 amino acids)
Source: RefSeq, a predicted model, not a curated record
AUGCCUCCAACAAAUACAUCUUUCAUUGAGCAAGAAGAACCAUUGGAGAGAAAGGAGGAAACUGGUGAAGAUGACUCUGAAAAGGAAGAAGAUAAUAUCAACAGCUUUUCUGCCUCAACCAAAUUAUUGGAGAAGAGAAAGGAAAUGAUGGAGGUUCAAUCCUUAUUACAACAGAAAAGAACUGAAUAUCUGGCAAGAAUGGAUGCAAUUAAGAAAAAGGAAAAAGGACUUUUAGGAAAGAAACAAGAACUAACUGAAAAUGUUAAGGAACUAGAUAAAUUUAUUGGUGAUAAUAUUAUUAAAAAGAAGAGAGCUGAUCAGAAAAAAGAUAUCGAGCAAGGAGAAAGGAUCAAAAGUGAAGGAAAAAUAACUGAUGCAAAGAAUGAUAUUGAUAAAUUAGAAAAAGAGAAACAAUUUAAAGAAUCAUUAUUAAUCAAUCAUUAUAUCAAGUACCAACAAUUCUUGCAAAAAGUAGUUCAGUUCAGAGGAGAUGACAUUAAUCCAGAAGAUGUAGAAAAGGUUAUAGAUAGAUAUGAAACCUUAUCUGAAAAAAAUAGAGAGCUACAAGCCAAGAAAGCCAAAUAUUCCAUGAAGUUUACCAGGGAAAAGAUUAGAAUUAAUGAAGAAAAAGAAAUGAUGAAAGAUAAGAAAGUCAAACUAAAUCACAUGAUUUCAAAACUGGGUAAAAAAUUGGAAUUAAUGAGUGAUGAAAGAGGUAAAAUAACAUCAAAAUAUGAUGUAAUGUCAACAUCGCAGACAAAGGAUAGAAGACAAUUAGGACAAAUUGAAAUGGCCAUCAACAAUGUAUAUAAUAGAGUGACAACAAAUGGUGGAUCAAGAAUACCAAGAAGAUGUAAGAUUUCAAUGUCUAAUAAUGAUUUUUCUGGUAGCUCUUCAAAAAUUUCUACUGGUUCAACUCAUGAAGUUACUGUUGAAAGCUACAAACGAUUCAACAAUAUGGAAAUUUUGAUGAAGAUGUUGAAGGUUAUUGGUGAUUGUCUAUCUGAUUAUAUGGCAUUUGCUGAAAUGAUUAAAAAGAUGCCAGAAAAAGACAAGGAAAUCAACAGAAAACAAAAAACCUAA